Messenger RNA from Drosophila hydei, 1550 nucleotides. RefSeq lists its product as uncharacterized. The record is from RefSeq and is a predicted model, not a curated record. The transcript has a single exon. NCBI's taxonomy places the organism in Eukaryota, Metazoa, Arthropoda, Insecta, Diptera, Drosophilidae. Gene Ontology annotation, molecular function: oxidoreductase activity. The coding region runs from base 116 to 1435 and encodes 439 amino acids.
AAGCAUUAUUCGAUUCACAUAUAUUUGCAUUUCUUUUAAGGCAUUACACUUAAAUUGAAGUAUACAGCGCAGCUCUAAUCAUUAUUGAAAUCGAACUUGGAUUAAAUUGUCUGAAAUGCGUAAAGUUCUGCAUUUUCUAGGUACACUGCGGAGACUGCGGCCACAUCCCAGCCCUGAAGCCUCAGCCAACAACAAACAAAAUGGUGGACAAACUUGUAGUGACGCUAACGCUAACAUGACAGCUGUUGCAGGAAGCAGCACUGCUGGUUCAGGCCAUAUCUGGGAGAAUCUGAGGCAUGUGCUGCUUUUGUGCGGGGGAUACCUGGAGCCGCAGGCAUCCACGGUGAAAUAUGAAAAUAAGGAAGUCUUGGUGGAUGUGCUGGAGGCGCAGCGUUUCGUGCAUGACGUGUUUGCGACCUUGGGCGUGCCAAAUGAGGCGGCUAGCGAAAUGUCGGAUGCUCUUAUUGCUGCUGACUAUAUGGGCAAGAGGAGCUUGGGUAUUCAUAGUCUGCCUGCCAUUACAGUCGAUUUGCUCAACCUUACGAUAGACCCAAGCAAGCAGCCAAAGGUGCAGAGUGAGCGCGAUGCAGUGGCUUUAGUGGACGGGCAGAAUGCGCCCGGCCCGGUGGUGGCCAACUUCUGUAUUAAUUUGGCCAUAGAUAAGGCGCGGAAGCAGGGUAUAGGCUAUGUGGCAGCACACCGCUCAAACGCUAUUGGGUUGGAAUCGUGGUACGCCUGCCAGGCGCUGACCCAUCGCAUGAUCGGCAUCUGCAUGUCGAACGGACCAGCCGUCCUGGUGCCGAGCGGCGGAAUUGAGCCGUUGCUUGGUCGUAACUCAAUUGCCUGUUCAGUGGGCAGCACAAGCGAUCAAUUCAUCAUGGAAGUGGGCAUGCCGGCCUAUCCCAUUGAGCAACUGGCGCUGGAGUACUCCAAUGGAUAUUUGCGUCACAUACCCAACAAUGUGGCACUUGAUUCCCAUGGCAUGCCAACCAACUGUGCCGCAGAAGCGUUGCGUGCUCAGCGUCUGCGGCCCUUUACGCCCGAGCAUAAGGGCUUCGGAUUGGCUGCCAUGGUCGACAUACUGUGUGGGGUCAUGACAGGGGCCCGAUACGCAACGCAAUUGAGACGGCGCGGACUCUUUAGUUCGGACACCGAAUCGAGUGAUCUGGGCCAGGUCUACAUAGCGAUUGAUCCAAUGCGCUUUUCUGUGUCCUUCGAGGAUAGGCUCGCUGAUUUUCAUCAGCUGCUGCGCAAUAUCAUAUCGAGCGAUCCUACACAGCCGUUCUGGUUGCCAGGCAAUAAAGAAUUGCAGCAUAUGAGACUUGUUGAUAAUCAAGGUGGCCUGGCAUUAUUGCCUUGCACACUCUCCAUCCUGCAGGAACUAAGCGAUUAUUUUAAAAUAGAGCCACUCAGAUUCAACCCGAUAACUAAAUAAAUUUUCCAAGUCUGCAGAAAGCUUGAGAAAUAAUAUCAAAUCACUGCAGAAAAAUACUAAAUUACCCUGUUUAGCUCUAACGGACCAUUUUUUAAUUAUAUAAUUUAACUAUACA